AUGCUCGUGAACUUUCCGGCCGUUGCGGGCGCCUCGGGCGCUGCCGAGAGCUCGGCCGACCGCGACGGGCCCUUCCCCAGCAGCAGAGCCAUCGUCGGCGUCGCGGCUGAGGGUGCUCACGUGGGAGAGAGCUCGAGGCGCGAGCGGGGCCCCGUUGGAUGGCCGAGGGCCGCCAGUGCCAGCGGAGGGCUCGCGAGUGCAGUGCCCGGGGGCGGCGGCGGAUGCGCAACCUGCCGCCGCCCGAAGCGCGUCACUGGAAAGCGGGCUUGGUCAGCUAGGGAGAGCUCGAGCGGCGCUGCCAGCGAAUCCGAGGCCGCCGUCGAGCUCAAGCGGCAGAGGACGCUGGCGAGGCGUGUGAAGAGGCGGCACCACGCGGUGGCUCGUGCGAUCGAGGGCGGGGUGCCGCUCGACCGAUGCUUGGAGUCGGGCACGGUGACGCCGCGGGUGAGGGCCCAGUAUCAGAGAGUGCUCGAGCAGUUGAAGCAGAGGUGUGGCCGCCAGGACUUUUUCGAGAUGCCAGCGGAGACGAUGGGCGCCUGCCUGGUCCACUACUUCACCUCGCUGUACCUGCUGGGCGAGCAGGCUUCGACGGGGAUGUAUGUCGCGGCGGCUGUGAGCCAUUUCAACCCAAGGUUUGGGCGCUUGGGCGCGGACACAUUACCACGGAUGUGGAAGGCGCUGAAAGGAUGGAAGCGGCUGGCGCCUGGGAGAGCCAUGAUGCCCGAGCCGCUGAACAUCUGGUGUGCCCUUAUGCAUGUUCUGGUGGUACGGGGGCGACGGAUGAUGGCGGUGUCCUUGGCGCUGGCUGUGUCGACCUACCUCGGGCCGUCGUCCCUGUUCCGUCUGCGCCCUGGCGACAUAGUGAAACCAGGAGGUGGCAGUCAGCACUGGGGACUCCUCAUGCACCCCCAGGAGCGAGCGACGCCCGACAAGGUGGGAGAGUUCGACCUGAGCGUGAGGCUGGACUCCUCGUGGCUUCGGUGGAUCGGGCCAGUCCUGAGCGAGAUGCAGAUGCUCGACCCUCGGCAGCCUGUGUGGGAGUUCGACUACCCCGAGCUGCUGCGCGAGAUGAAGGCGGCCUGCCGCAUGCUGCAGCUGCGGCCCGUCACGCCGUAUCAGGCGCGGCACUCGGGCGCCGGCAUCGACCGUGCCAGCGGCGAGAGGACGCAGGCAGAGGUGCAGCGGCGAGGAGGCUGGCGCCAGUUGAAGAACAUGGCGCGCUACGAGAAGAGCGCGCGCCUCGGGCAGCGCGCGCAGAUGCACGGGCCGAUGCUGGAGGCGUACGGCGACCAGUGCCUGCGCGAGCUGGAGCGCGCCUUGGUGUGGGGGCGAGCGCGGUGCAAAGCGCUCCUGAUCGGGGACGAGCUGGCCACGAUCGGGUCGGGCCUCGCCGAGAGUGGGGUGCCUACCUGGAUGUGGCGAGGCGACGCCCUCUGUGACGAGCGGCUGGGCGCGCCCCUGGAGCGCCGCCUCCAGGCGCACAUGCGGCGUGGCGAGGUGGUCGUGCUUUUCCUGUCGCCCACGCUGCCGUCGGCGAGCAAAGCUGCAGGGAG
This is a messenger RNA of Prorocentrum cordatum, 1553 nucleotides long. Lineage: Eukaryota; Dinophyceae; Prorocentrales; Prorocentraceae. The record is from the annotation of a GenBank genome assembly.